Molecule: messenger RNA, 2567 nt
Organism: Larimichthys crocea (large yellow croaker)
Lineage: Eukaryota; Metazoa; Chordata; Actinopteri; Sciaenidae
Gene: syndig1
Product: synapse differentiation inducing 1
Exons: 5
Coding region: 1697-2542 (281 amino acids)
Biological process (GO): positive regulation of synapse assembly; synaptic vesicle clustering
Cellular component (GO): excitatory synapse; synaptic vesicle membrane; postsynaptic density membrane
Source: RefSeq, a predicted model, not a curated record
GUGUCUUAUUAUUAUUAGCUGUUUGGAAACAUCUAUAGUGUGCUGGAAGGACAAUCUUUGAGGUUCUGGACGGUUCUCGGUUCUACCCGGGUUCCUCUCGGUUCUACCCCGGUUCCUCUCUGUGGGCCUCGGUUCCUCUCUGUGGGCCUCGGUUCCUCUCGGUUCUACCCCGGUUCCUCUCGGUUCCACCCCAGUUCCUCUAAGUGGACCCGGGUUCCACCCCGGUUCCUCUCGGUUCCUCUCGGUUCCUUUCGGUUCCACCCCGGUUCCUCUCUGUGGACCCCGGUUCCUCUCAAUUCCACCCGGGUUCCUCUCUGUUCUACCCCGGUUCCUCUCAGUGGACCCGGGUUCCUCUCGGUUCUACCCCGGUUCCUCUCUGUUCUACCCCGGUUCCUCUCGGUUCUACCCCGGUUCCUCUCUGUGGACCCCGGUUCCUCUCAGUGGACCCCGGUUCCUCUCAGUGGACCCCGGUUCCUCUCUGUGGACCCCGGGCGUCCCCUCCUCUCACAGCCGGAGGUCGCACGUGCUGCUGGGCGUGAGCUUCCUCUGGGCUCCGUCUAAUAACUGUCACACUCUGAGCACUCCGCCUGUGCCGCUCACUACAGACCUCAUCGAACAGUACCGACACCAGGACGGUUUGAAUCGUGAUAUACGACAUGAGCUACCGCCGACAUGACGUGGCUGCUGUUGUUGUGACGUCAGCCCGCCUGCUAACGGCGGUCAGGUGACCUGGUUUCAGGAAGUAGCCGGGCCGUCAAGCUAGCCUCCGAUGCUAACGUUAGCAUUGGAUCCUGCAGUGUUUCUGUUCACGACACCAGAACUUCCGUUCACUCUAACGGAACCGCGGCAGUUUCUGUCGUUAGCUGGCCGGUGAACGAACCGAGCUGUCACUCGGUGCUCGGUCUGAUCGGUACCAGAGGACGUCACACUGUCCGUCUGUAAACGAGAUGUUUAGAAGCAGCAGCUGCUCAAAGAACAUGAGGAACAUGAGGAACAUGAGGAACAUGAAGAACAUGAGGAACAUGAGGAACAUGAGGAACAUGAAGAACAUGAAGAACAUGAAGAACAUGAACACACACACCGAGCUGCCUGCAGACUGCUAAUGUUGCUGUGACGUGUUAAACUACAUAAAUAUCUCGUGUUGUUGUACAGACGGUGUGCUCGUGUUGUUGAGCUACAGACGGUGUGCUCGUGUUGUUGUACAGACGGUGUGCUCGUGUUGUUGUACAGACGGUGUGCUCGUGUUGUUGUACAGACGGUGUGCUCGGUCAGGUUAGCACCGCUCGGGCUGGGUUCGGUCUCUGACAGCGAGCCGCCGCGCUGGGCCUAUCCGCUCCGGUCACACACUGAGCGGCUCCGCGGAGCCUGAAGGAAAGAGCUCCACGUCAGGAGAACCAUCCACCGACCAGACGGACACCUGCUCGCCCGCCUGCCUCUCUUCUCUCUCUUUCUGACUCGGAGCAGCGGAUCAUGUCACCGGGACUCUUUCAGAUCUCUAUGCCGCCCAGAGCGCACUGAAGUCGGCUGAAAGGACAGAGGAAGGGUCGCUGUGAAUCCUGGAUGUAUUGAUUUGAUGAUGGAUUCAGGGUCUUGUGUCUCACCUUGGGAGAUGAGUAUGAGAGUUCAGCCGAUUACUGACCUCUGACCCCUGACCUCUGGGAGACACCUCUGGGGAGAAGCGACGGCGUGUUGAAAGAUGGAUGGACGAGAAGAAGAGGCCGAAAGCCUGUCUGAACUUGGGAGAGCCUCACUGAGGGGAGGAGGAGGAGGCAGACAAAAUGGCCUCAUCAACACCCACAGGUUGGGGGCGGAGCCUCUGCUGAUGGUGUAUUCAGCUUCUCAAUAUCAGGGUCAUGUGGUGGUGAAUGCCCCCCCCCAGCAGGACAGGAGCAAUGGAGAAGGUGGAGGUCAUCCUCAGCUCCUGAACCCAAGCACUCUGCUCUCCCACCAGGUAAUAUCAGACCCCCGUCUCCGGCCACCCCCAGGUCUUCUCCUGUGCCCAGAAAGGGUGGUGCAAGCGUGGGGUGAGGCUGGAGGAGGGGACUGCUGUGAGACCACCUUCAUUGAGGGGCUCGGUCUGGACACCUCCUCCUGCUACUCCUCAUUAGCGGCUGGUGGCUCCUCCUCCACAAAGGAGGCGCUAAAGUUUGCUGACAGAAGGUUUGUGGACUUUUCUGGAGAGGACGCAAAAAUUCAGACGCUGUCGUACGACAUUGACAAUGAUGACGACUUCCAGGAACUCGAGAGUGAUUACUCCAGCGAAUCAGAGAGCGAGGACACCUUCCUAUUGAUGCCUCCCAGAGAUCACCUGGGCCUCAGCGUCUUCUCUAUGCUCUGCUGCUUUUGGCCGCUUGGCAUCGCCGCCUUCUACCUGUCGCAUAAGACCAAUAAGGCGGUGUCUAAAGGAGACUUCCACCUGGCAAGCUCCAGUUCAAGGCGGGCUCUCUUCCUGGCUGUGCUGUCAAUCACCAUUGGGACAGGUAUCUAUGUGGGUGUGGCCGUGGCGCUCAUUGCCUACCUCUCCAAGAACCACCACUGGUAAACUGGCUGGGAGAGAUAUUACAUAU